Molecule: messenger RNA, 1990 nt
Organism: Vitis riparia (riverbank grape)
Lineage: Eukaryota; Viridiplantae; Streptophyta; Magnoliopsida; Vitales; Vitaceae
Exons: 3
Coding region: 338-1768 (476 amino acids)
Source: RefSeq, a predicted model, not a curated record
GUUUCUUCAUGGCCUCUGCCUCUCUCACCUUGAGAUCUUCACCUGAGAAGCUGCCUCCCUCUUUCGUCUUCACUUCAAUUCCCUCCCCUUUAAAUCUCUCUUAAAGCUGCUAACUUUCUGAGGACAUUCAGAUGGUGAAUUUAUGAAAGUUUUCUUUCUUGCUUUUUCAUAUUCAUUCACCAUUUUUCUUUAAAUGCUCUCUGUUACUCUGCUCAUACCAACACACAGCUUUUCACAACCACUCAGCAUCUCUGUCUCUGCAAUUCCUGCACUGUCCUUUAUUUAGCGUCUCUUUUUCUUCUCCAGCUCUUCUUUCUUCAAUUCAGUUUCUGAAUCCAUGGCUUCCGUCGCUCGCUCCGAUCCCAAACUCCGAAAACCUUUCCCAAAACCGCUGAUGUUGAAAGAUUUUCUGUUGGAUGACAUGAGUUCCUGCUCGUCCAACGGUUUCAAAUCGUUUCCACGGAGGCAUUGCUGCACAACCGUCCGAUAUCUUGUCGAGAAGGAUUUCAAGGCUAAAGACUCAACCAAGGCCAAGCGACUUUUAAGGAAAAGUCGAUCAAAAGCUGCGGCAUCGACCACGAUCUCCGCUUUGCAGAGAGCGUCCGAGGCCGUAAUUAACGCCGUUAAGCUCCUACCGUUCUCUUCCGUUAAGGCUCCGUCCUUUUCCGUAAAAAACCGUUCCAGAAAAGGCAUUUUGCCGAGGAGUUUCUCGCGGAAGCUGCUAAAACGGAAGUUCUGGAAGAGAACCGCAGUCGAGGAGGAAAUCGAGAUCGAAAGGUGGAAAUCGUUCAAUGACUUUCUAGAGGAAAAACAGAAAUCGUCCGCUCACAUUCGUCAUCAUUCCACCACCACCACCACCAUAGACUCAACCAGUGCAACCAGUAACAGUAACAGUUGGUCUGACGGGGAAUUUACUUUGGAUUAUUUACAAUUUUCCAGCUGUAACUCAGUGAGUUCAGGCGAAAAUGAUGCCGUUUCAAGAAAAAAAUAUUUACCGGAGAAGAUGGUCAGCAAGAGAGUAGGCGUAGCAGUCGGUGGGGAUUCCAUGGAAGCAACCUCUACCACCUGCUCAGAAAAAAAGGAGAAGGAGUGGCCAAACGAGGAGGAGAAGGAACAAUUCAGUCCGGUUUCUGUGUUGGACUGUCCAUUCGAGGAUGAAGACGAAGAUGAAGAUGAAGAGAUGUGCUCCCCUUUCCAACAUAGAGUCACUCACAUGGAAGGAACCAAACAGAAGCUUCUGCAGAAGAUUCGGCGGUUCGAGAGUGUGGCUGAACUGGAACCCGUUGACCUCGAAAAGAGAAUUGCACUUUUGGAGUUGGACGAUGAACCACUACAUCAGUCCCCCGCGCAGCCGUCAAUGUCUAUCCACCACCGCAAUAAAGACGAAAUGACCACAGAAAGACAAGCCCAAAAUCUACUCAAGCUUAUCAAGGCAGAAGUUCCAUCAGACAGCUCUAAAUUCAAUGCAGACACCCUACUGUUAGAUUUCUUUAAAGAGAGAAUCAUGGAAAGGCAUGAGAAUCCCAAUGCAGAUGAAUUCAACCAGGAGUUGCUAAGGGUAACAGAAGACUGGAUGAGUGGGCACCACAGAGACUUGUUGCUGGGAUGGGAGGUGCAGAACCACAGAAAAGCUUAUAUCAAGGACAUGGAGGAGAGAGGCAAAUGGAGAAAAUUGGAGGAAGAAAAAGAAGAGGUGGCUGCUGAAGUGCAGAGUGAGGUUUUGACUUAUCUGUUGAAUGAAAUGUUCUUUGAGCUCUCUACAACUUAGGCGAUAAAAGUGGUAAAACUCGGGGUUGUUCUCGUCAUUCAAAAGCAAGCAGUGGGCACUGGCUAGAAUGACUAAAGCCACCUCAAGGCUGCUACUUAAGUAGUUAGGCCGAUUUUGUUUUUUUUUUUUCCAUCGCAGCUGGACCAUCCAUUUUCCUUUCCUAGGAAAAAGAUGGUUAAAUUUUGAAAUAUUUGGAGAACACGGGGUUGUCCAUUUUUUAUU